AAUCUAAAUCUCAGCAAAAGUUUCCGAUUCAAUAUCAAAGGACACAAGAAAUACUUUUUAACAGGAAUGGUCUACCAUGGCGAAUACCAUUUCAACUGUCGAUUCAUUGACAAAACUGGGACAAUAUGGUACAAUGAUGGUAUAACCACAGGCAAACAGUGUGUAAUUGAAGGAACCUUAUCAAAUACAGAUAUGACUGACUUAACCAAAUGUAAAGGGAAAGACAUUUCAUUAGUAAUAUAUGCACAGUGCUAUUAA
Molecule: messenger RNA, 258 nt
Organism: Gloeophyllum trabeum ATCC 11539
Lineage: Eukaryota; Fungi; Basidiomycota; Agaricomycetes; Gloeophyllales; Gloeophyllaceae
Exons: 1
Source: RefSeq, a predicted model, not a curated record